CGGACGCGGUGGAGGGAAGAUGGCGGCCGCCGUGGAGAGCUCACGAGGGCAGGAGGCAACGGGCGAGGAGGCGGCCAGCGAUUCUGAGAUAAGCUCAGGACUUCCAGAUGACAGCUUCUCUUCUGGGGAUGAAGCCUUGGAUGGAGAUGAUGAGGAUGAAGCAGCAGUUGGUGGGCAUGUGGCUGAAGAGACAGCAAAUUCCAAAGCUGGUCCAGGUUCAGGCUGGGCAGAUGCAAUGGCAAAAGUACUCAACAAAAAGAUACCACAGAAUAAGUCCAUCAUCUUGGCCAAGAAUAAAAAACUGGAGAAGGAGAGAGAAAAGGAGAAACAGGAAAGACUGGAGAAGAGGAGGAAGCUUGAUAAAAAGCGGGAGUGGGAAAUGAUGUGCCGAGUGAAGCCAGAUGUUGUCAAAGACAGAGACAGAGAGAGAAAUCUUCAGAGAAUUGCAACAAGAGGUGUUGUGCAGUUAUUUAAUGCUGUCAGGACACACCAAAAGAAUGUUGAUGAGAAGGUGAAGAAAGGUGCGAAAUCUGAAAGGCAACGUGCUAAACUGCUGUCAUCAGUUUCAAAGAAAGAUUUCAUCAAUGUUUUAAGAAGCAUGGACGGUGCUAAAGGAAACCAUAACUCUGAUAGAAAGGCUGCAAAAAGUAAACAGGGUGGAGUAAAGUCUGAAGACGGACCAGAAUGGAAUAUACUGCGUGAUGACUUCAUGAUGGGAGCAUCUAUGAAAGACUGGGAUAAGGAAAGUGAUGGAGAAGGCAGUAUUGAACAAGGAGGUGGUUUAAAACAAGAAGAUGACAGUGACUGAAUGAAACUGAAAGCAUUUCAAGAUACUUUAUUUUUCUUUAUUUGGAUUAAAAAUCAACAUUCUAUGAAUGUACAAUACUUGGAGGCUGUCUCUUCUUAAAGAGUCUUGUACAACUCGAGUUUUUCUUUUUCCACAGUGUCCAGCUUUUUAAAUAUAGCUUCAUUUGCUGUACUGAAAUCCUGAAAUAUUUUUCAAAACAUGUAUAAUUUUCAACGUAUUUCCAAAACAUUUUGUGCAGUCAAAAUAGUGGCACUUGCCCAACAAAAGAUGAAUUUUGCCAAGGUCAUUAAAAGUUUAUACAUUCGUCAUGGCAAUUGAUGUAUUAGUGUGCCUGCAUUUCCAAAUCAGUGUUACACUUUGAAAAGUUGUUAGCAAUUCACGGUAGAAAUGGCUUACAAUAAAAACAGAAAUGCUGUCACCUUGUAAAGUUAUCAGGCUCCUAUAGAGCCUUUAUUACUUUGGUUAGGAAAGGCUUCAUAGAUAAUAAAGAGAAGUAACCAUUAAUGUGAUAGUUCUGGUCUUGAAGCGUUAAUCUGAUUGAAGAUAACUAUGGAAACAUAUUUGUAAAAUGAAUCUUGACCCUACUGAUUGGCUUUGUGUAUAUGUAUAUACAUAUAAAAAAGUAGGUAUAAAAGUGUACAUAUGUAUGUAUGUUUUUCCACUGUAAGCUUGAAGUUACAUGUGUUAAGAGACCAGUAAGAGGAAGAGACAGUCAUUGCUAUUGUGUUUGUUAGAGCAGAAAAGUCUUUUCUAGCAACACUGUAUAAAAUUGUAUUUAGUGUUGCUUCCUUUGCAGUUCUGGUGCUCUGGUCUUUUUCUGUAGGGAACCGGACCUCUGAGACACACUCUGGGUUUAGUCAACUGUAAUGCUAAUUCCUCAGGUCUGCAGAGGGUCAAACAAAAGCCCUUUCUCUUAAGUGCAUACUGUAAGGAUACCAAAUGUUGGCUUUGAUUGUGCCACACCAGUUUCUUCUGAUAGAUUGUUGGGUUGCAAAGGUGCAGAGGCUAACUGCGUAAUGCAAGUACUUCAUAUGUAAGCAGAUGUAUACAGAAAGAAUAGGAUGGUGCUUAAGGAGUUUUAGAUGAGAGGCUGGGUCUGAAUUCUGCCUCCUUUGUUUUGGAUUCUCUUUCUAACGCAUUUCUGUUUGCUAUGUGAAGAGAAUGCUUUGAGGCCUAUUAAUUGAUGCUUUAUAUGAACAGUAGUAUUCUGUCUGUGUCUACAUUUUCUUUCAUGCAGACCUUUCUUUGUAACUGCUUAUGUCCAAUAUAUGAUUAGGAGAGCCUUAAAUUUUCACUCUUCCACACUGAAAUGUGUGGUAAGAUGGUGGAUUUAGUUUUUUUAAUGUAAGCAUUGAGAAGGGCAGGGGGGGUGAACUAUGUGUAAAUUAUAGCUUAAAAAUAUACAUUCAAAAUGAUACAGGGAAACCCAUCCUAACAACUGGCAGUGGUUGUGUUAUCUCUAGCCUAUUCAUCUGGUAUACAUUGUAGCAUAAUUCUUUGAGGAGAACUCAAAGCUAACAGCAGAAAUGUUUAGAUUUUCAAGCUGCUUUGAGUGUUAAACAUAUUAGAUAUCUGCGUAGACAUUAGUUUGUGGCCUGAUAUUUAUUAUCACAAAUGAAGGCAUACACCCAAAAUAUCAAGUGGCAAAACCACAGAAGUUUGACAUAUGGUUAUCCUAGCUUCUGAAGGUUAGACAUCUGUACAGCUGUUUAGCUAGAGCUGGCAUCUCAUAGAGCAAUACAAAAAUGUACUACACUGAAUUGUGAGUUGAUAAAACAGCAUAAUAGUCUAAUCUGACAUUGUUUUCUUUCUGUAGAGUUUAGUUACUUUAUGCAGAAAAACUAUAUCAGCACCUUUAAAUCUGCAGUCACUAGGUUAAUAUCAGUGGUCCCUGUUUGAGAUCAAGCUGUUAAAAAUUAUGCUAGUUUUACUUAGAAACUGUAAUUUCCUGAGGUGACUUUCAGAAUACUUAUGGAAUACUCAGAUGUUUGUAGAUUUUAUAAUUAAUUUGCUUAUCUUGAGCUUCCAUUUCUUUUUAAAGUGCACAGCAGUGCUUAAGUAUUUUGCCUGUAGGUUGAGUGUUUCUUGCCUUUUAAGAGGCAUAACAGACUUUCAUAUUGGAUAAUUUUAUAAUUCUGAUACUGUGCCUUGCCCUUUGGUUGUGCCCUAUGCAGAGAAGCUUCUAUAGUGACUUAAACAGGUAAGUAAUUCCAAAAGAUAAGCUUAGGAGUUUUGUGGCAGAUGAAAGCAGUAUAAUUUAAUUUUAGGCUGAUUUAUUUCACAAGUUUGACUAACAAGUCUAAAGUACUAAACCCUGUUUGGCCUGGAGAUCUUCCAGUCUCCCUUUUUGAUAGCAGGAUCAGCUGUCUCACCUGCUUUCCUAUAACCUUUACAGUAAUAUUCUUUUAAAGCUAUCAAAAAGGAAGAACAGCCUUUAGCAGCUUUUCCCAGCCAUCGCAGCUCUCAGUCUAUUUUGCCUGCUCCCAUGAAUAUCUCUGCUUAGGCAGAGCUGUGCUGCUGCCCUUCAUUCCAGAGAGCAUGAAUCAUCUUGACUUUGUAUAUUUCUGUACCUAUCUAUAUAAAGUCAAUAAAGAUGGGGUGGUUCCAGUUUUGUUAGGCUUCAAGCCAACUCUAGAGUAUGUAGAGUUUAAUAUUCUGUGAGUUGCAUGCAAGUAACAAGGUUUUGUUUAAUCAGAGAAGGCAUUGGGUCAGCUCUUCCCAUGUCUGCUCUCCUUUCUAGUUUCUCAGCAAGGAAAGCAUGAUUUGGCCUAUGGAAAAAAAGACCUUUUCUUCCAGUCUGCUGCUAAGGAAAGACUAGUGGUGGAAGAUUAUUGUGCCUGAUGCUGCUGCACCACCUAGUCUUCCCUGCGGAAACAGGGGGUGAGGUCCCACUUCUGCUUUGAGGCAGCUCCUCCUGGGGUUCACAAACUGAGAAGAGCAAAAGAACUGGAAACUACUUCCUAGCGGGGGUAGGGAGGUAAGAUGGUUCUUUUUAUUUCAGUUGUUUGGAGGCCAUAAAAGUGUUUAUCUGAAGUUUCCAGAAGAAGGUGGUUUGUAAAGCUGCACCUGUUCAGAGCUGGCUUGGUAGCUGUCUUAAAGGAGGAAAGAAGAAGUCAUCUGGCACACAAUACUGCACAACUUAAAAUGACAAACUCCUCAUUCUAUUAAGCUUGGAUUAAAUAGAUGGAAUCCCACUGCUAAAUAAGACAUUAAACUCAGACUCUGGGUCUAAGAUGUGGGAGACGGGACAAAUUCUUGGUUAACAGAUGGUGGAAGGCCGUCUGUCUCCUUUGCUAUUAUCCUAAAGUAAUAGCUAUUAACCUCUGGCAGUAUGUAAACCUAAAAGGUUUCAGCUCUAUAGAUGACCAAGCAGAUAAGGGCUUUUCCUUGGUCAUUCUUAAUCAGAUACAGAGUAGUGGAUACUUCUUAGACAAAGCGUUUUUGGUUUUGAAUGUAUCUUCGUAAUUGCUUUUCUCUCUUAAGGAACAUGUUGAAAUAAAAAUCUGGCCAGAUUAGCUUCAGCACCAAAGAUGCUUGUCCUGGCGUAAUGCUUCAACCUUGGAAAUGAUUUCUGUUUAAACCCUUGUGUUUGUCAGAUAAUGAAUUAUGCUUUCUUCAAGCUUUCCUGUGUGACCACAUGAGUACAGAUUACUUCUGAGAAACACUUUGGAAGGUGAUUUUAGGAGAAAGUAUUAUUUCCUCAUAAUGUCUCAAUCAUUCAAAUAGCCCAUCUUCCUGUGUCAGUGAGCGAACUCUUUAAGUCUUAUUUUCAACAUUUUCACUGUUUCUUAGUUCUGUUUUUGGUAUGUGUGAUGUUAACUUGUGAGCCACUAGCCCAGAUCAGAUUUAUGUUGAGAUUUGAUACAAUUUCUUGCAGAUAAAUGUUCUCAGAAGUAGCUAGUUAAAAACAGCCUUAUAUUUUGUGCAUUGUGUCCAGGAACAAAUUCUGGACUUCAUCCAUUUUAGAAAGGGUGCCUGAAGUUGGGCACAUGAAAGCAUGAAAACUCUCUCUAUCGGGCUGGGUACCAGAGCUUACUGCUCUGGUAUAGACUUCAGUAUAUCUGCACAAACUGUACGUACUCUGACCACCUCACUGUGCUGCUUAGAGAGGAGGGUUAAUCUUGGAGAUUGUGUUAGGGACUAGGACUUACAAGACAUAGAACACCUUUCUCAUGAUAUUCCAGUGCAACCAGGUGAGGCCAAGGCUGCCAGUACUAUCAUUGUUCUCUCCAUCUGCUGUGUUCAUUACGUUUAUUGUACAUUUUAUUUUAUUUUUAUUACAGUUUUUGGUGUCACUGUCUAGAAAUAAAGUAGAAGCAAAAUAUAUUCUAUAUAAAGAUCAUUCAAGUAAGAAGGGAAUUGAAUUACCUGUGUUUUCCUGUAGCAUCAAUAUUUUUUCUUAGCAGAGGCAGAAUGUUCCUAAUUCACUUUAGCUAAUGAGAAUUCAACAAUUAUGUUGAAGCACAAUACUGAACCACCUGCAUAAUGACUUUUUAAAUUAUUAUUACUGUAUUGCAGGAUUAAGUUUUGGUUUCUUGUUCCAGUGGUGAUGUGUGUGCUGUCUCUGCAUGUUGCCAUUUUAAAAUAGCUAACGUCAUAAGAAAGCUGCUAUUAUUUGAGGUUAAUAUAAUCAAAAUUACCUACCAAACUGGGGAUAAAUCUGCAGCAAAUACUGUGCAGUUCCUUCCCUCCUUUUGCAUUCUGCUGUCAGUGUGCAGAUAGCUUGCCACUGGCCUGCUGGAUUUGACCUCUGAAGGCCAACGGCAUUUGAUGAAAUCUUGUAGAAGGCAAUGACUUCUAGGUGGCCUAGUCUAGAUCUGGCUCAGAAAUCAUCUGGAUUUGGGUCUAAAUUGCCACUAUCACAGAAUUAAUCAAUGCUUACUUAUAAACUAAUGUAAAACUGAGGCUCAUGGUAUCCCUAGCCAUGUGUGGAGCAGUGUUGUGGCUCUAGGGGGACAAGCUCAGGAUGCCAAUUCUCCUGGUGCUGGUACCCUACAGAGCAGCCCUCAGGAUAACAGAAUUGUAUCAGCCUCAUAUAGACCUCUUCUGUAGAGAGAGAGGAAUCCCAGCUAAGCUGAAAUGAAGCUUUAUGAAGGGCCACUCAAGAAUAUUAAUUUCAGUAGCCAAGAAUAGAUAGGUUUAAAAACGUACAAUGUUGGAACAAGAGGCAAGAGAGGCAAUACAAAGACUUCUCUGGAACUUGUGUGAGUGCAGCAGAAAACCUUAAUAAAAAAACCUUUCUUUCUGGCAUAAUUGAAAACAAAGAACUGCUUUCUGAAAACUCAUUAGGAUUAUCUUAAACGUGUGUGCUUAAAAUACAUUAGACAAGGAAAUUCUGAAGCGGCAUUGACUUAUUAAAGCUUUUCUUCUAUGUGGACUUCACCAGCAGCUUGUGAAGAAGCCAGAACUCCAGUCCCAAGGCUGUCUGGCUCUCACUAGGCUAAAUAUUGCAUUACUGCCUGGCCCAUUUUUUGAAUUUGCUGCCAAUUAAUCUUGUUCUAUAUGUAAUCUCCUUAAACUCUCUGAAGUGCAGUGUAGAUGCGUAUUCUAACUCAAGUUGCAUCAUUUUAAUUUCCUGAAUAGACUCCUGUAGAUUCUCUGCUAGGAAUAUAGUAUUUAUAGGUAUCAUUUGUAUGUUAUUUAGUGGGGCAUAACCCAAAUCAUCAUCAAGUGGUUCAAAAAUAGCAUACAACAGCUGUAAUGCUGAGAAUGAGGUGCAGGUCAGGGGUUCAAACACAGGGAUUAAAGAGAUGGCUUCUGCUCUAUUGUCUUUAUUUUGUUGUACUUGCUGUAAGUGGAUGUCAAGACCCUGUGGUACAUAAACCGCUGUGCUUCUCCA
Lagopus leucura (white-tailed ptarmigan) is the source of this 6647-nucleotide messenger RNA. It is a transcript of the gene RRP15, whose product is annotated as ribosomal RNA processing 15 homolog. The transcript has 5 exons. The record is from RefSeq and is a predicted model, not a curated record. Gene Ontology annotation, cellular component: preribosome, large subunit precursor. NCBI's taxonomy places the organism in Eukaryota, Metazoa, Chordata, Aves, Galliformes, Phasianidae. Gene Ontology annotation, biological process: maturation of 5.8S rRNA; maturation of LSU-rRNA. The coding region runs from base 20 to 808 and encodes 262 amino acids.